Messenger RNA from Oncorhynchus mykiss (rainbow trout), 1167 nucleotides. The record is from RefSeq and is a predicted model, not a curated record. NCBI's taxonomy places the organism in Eukaryota, Metazoa, Chordata, Actinopteri, Salmoniformes, Salmonidae.
GCAACCACGACUAGAGCUUCUUCCACAACCACUACUGAGGCACUUAUUGCAACCACAAUUGAAGCUUCUUCUACAACAACUACUGCAGCCCUUACUGGAACCACAACUGAAGCUUCUUCUAAAACAACUAUAGCACCUACGACAACAUCCCCUUUGACAACUGCAGCUCCUACAACUCCAACUGUAGCUUCUUCCACAAGGACAAGUGCAGCCCCUACUGCAACCACAACAGAAGCUUCUUCUACAACAGCUGUAGAAACUAAGAUGACCACAACAACAUCCCCUACGACAACUGCAGCUCCUACUACAACCACCGGAGCUCCUACGGCCACUUCAACAGCAGCAGCUCUUACAACAACAACUGAAGCUGCUUCCACAAGCACUACUGCAGCCACUACUGCAACCACAACAGAAGCUUAUUCUACAACAACUGUAGAAACUACAACUACCACAACAACAUCCCCUACGACAACUGCAGCUCCUACUACAACCACCGGAGCACCUACGGCCACUUCAACAGCAGCAGCUCUUACAACAACAACUGAAGCUGCUUCUACAAGCAAUACUGCAGCCCCUACUGCAACCACAACUGAAGCUUCUUCAACAACAACUAUAGCACCUACGACAACAUCCCCUUUGACAACUGCAGCUCCUACUACAACAACUGUAGCUGCUUCCACAACCACUACUGCAUUACCUAUUGCAACCACGACUGCAGCUUCUUCAACAACCACUACUGAGGCCCUUACUGCAACCACAAUUGAAGCUUCUUCUACAACAACUACUGCAGCCCUUACUGGAACCACAACUGAAGCUUCUUCUAAAACAACUAUAUCACCUACGACAACCACAACAAUCUCCCCUUCAACAACUGUAGCUCCAACAACAACUGAAGGUCCUACUACCAUUUUAACUCCUACGACAACAACAACUGUAGCAUCUACAGCAACCACAACAGAAGCUUCUUCUACAACAGCUGUAGAAACUACGACGACCACAACAACAUCCCCUACGACAACUGCAGCUCCUACUACAACCACCGGAGCUCCUACGGCCACUUCAACAGCAGCAGCUCUUACAACAACAACUGAAGCUGCUUCCACAAGCACUACUGCAGCCCCUACUGCAACCACAACUGAAGCUUCUUCUACAACAACUAUAGCACCU